AUAAACGUGGUCGGAAUGUGCUGUCGGUGCUGUGGUGUGACCCAACAAAAGGUCUGGGUUUUUGGCCUUGGAUCACUAUUCACAGUGUUGGGACUCCUAGCUGUAAUAUGGUGGCCCACUCUCAUAGAUAGUAUCAUAAUGAAGGCUUUGCCGCUGACGCCCACAUCGAGAACCUAUGAGAAAUGGCUGGAUUUGCCCAUACCCGUUUAUAUGAAUAUGUAUCUGUGGAAUUGGACUAACGCGGAGGAGGUGAAGCUGCAUGGCGUUAAGCCAAAUUUUCAGCAAUUGGGGCCCUAUGUCUAUAGAGAGGAACGCCUAAAAAUGGAUGUGGAAUGGCAUGAGAAUAAUACGGUGACCUUCAAGCCUAAUCGCACCUGGUUCUGGGAGGAGGAACUCUCCGGUGGCAAGCAAACGGACUUGGUGACGGUGCCACAUCUACCAUCGAUUGCCGCAGCGGCUAUGAUGCGUGACAGUCCCUCACUGAUUAAGCUUUUUUUCAACAAAGCGCUCAAUGAUAAUGGUGGUUUACUCUAUGCCACCCACACGGCCAGCGAGUGGCUGUUCGAAGGUUUCUAUGAUGAGUUUCUGCAUUAUGCAAUGACUUUGAACAAUCCUCUGGCGCCGCCAAUUGAAACGGAUCAGUUUGCCUGGUUUCUAAACCGAAACGGUUCCAAAGAGUUUGAGGGCGCCUUCACGGUGCAUACGGGCGUAGGUGAUAUCAAGGAAAUGGGCGAAAUUAAAUUCUGGAAUGGUGAAAAUCAUACUGGCUGGUAUGAGGGCGAAUGCGGUCGUCUCAAUGGCAGCACCACAGAUCUCUUUGUCCCCGACGAGCCAAAGGAGAAGGCACUCACCAUAUUCAUAGCUGAUACCUGCCGCAUUAUCAAUUUGGAGUUCACGGGCCAAAGCUAUGAGAUUGAGGGCAUUCAGGGCUGGAAAUACGAGGUGACGCCGAACACCUUCGACAAUGGACAACGGCAAGCGGAUAUGAAAUGCUAUUGUCCGGUUGACAAACAGCCCGAUAACUGUCCAGCGUCGGGCGCCACAAGCUUGGGUCCCUGUUCCGAUGGCGCUCCCAUGUAUCUAUCAGCCUCUCAUUUCAUGUAUGCCGAUGAGAGUUAUGCCAACACAAUAACUGGCUUUGACCCAAACUAUGAACGCGACAAUUUCUUCAUCAUAAUGGAACGCAAACUUGGUGUACCGCUUCAAGUGAAUGCAGCCAUCAUGGUCUCAUUGUAUAUGGAAGCAGACGCGGACAUCGACAUUAUAAAAGACAUACCGACCUUCUAUGCGCCACUCUUCACAACCGGCAGCUCAGCAGUUAUUAACAAGGAGCUCGCUUCCGAGUUGAAGCUGGUAUUAAGUCUACCCGCAAUUGGACGCUAUACUGGCAUUGGCUUUCUCUGCUUGGGCUGCAUCCUUUUGGCUGUCGGAAUUUUCCUCACUCUCAAACGCAAGUGGUAUGGACAGGCGGCAGCUGAUAGGGCGGCACUUAUCAAUGCAGACACAGAAAACUCAACUGACCCAGAAACAGUUCCAAAAUAAUGCUUAGAGCUUAACAAAGCUGAUGCAUUUUAAUUUUUCUUCAUCACAAACAUUUAAAAAUAUAACAAAAAGUGAUUUUUGGAUUGUGAUUCAUAUUAUUAAUUUUCCAAAU
Messenger RNA from Drosophila novamexicana, 1654 nucleotides. RefSeq names its product protein croquemort (gene ninaD). The coding region runs from base 16 to 1542 and encodes 508 amino acids. NCBI's taxonomy places the organism in Eukaryota, Metazoa, Arthropoda, Insecta, Diptera, Drosophilidae. Gene Ontology annotation, molecular function: scavenger receptor activity. The transcript has 5 exons. Gene Ontology annotation, cellular component: membrane; cytoplasm. The record is from RefSeq and is a predicted model, not a curated record.